UCUUUUCACGUGCCAUUCGGCUCUUAUACUUUUUCAGUUUCUAAUUUCUCUUCUAAAAGUCAAAACAGUCAACAACGGCCAUAUUCCUGACUAGUUUCAGUUAACCAAAGCUAGGGUUUUUUAUUUUAAAACAUCCCCAAAAUCAAAUAACAAAUGAAAGAACAGAGAUUGAAAUGAAGAGAAGAUAUCACGAUAUUAAUCCCAAAGAUCGUUCACUAAUUCCAACUUCAUUCCCUGCAGAGCUAUUCCCAUGGUUCGGAGCCCAGUACCCGACCCGAUUUUCAAUCAAAUCGAGGUUUUCUCCUCCCAAUAAUUCAUUUGUAGCGAAAAUUGUGUUUAAUUUGAACUUCUCUGGCUGUACACAAUGCUAUCAUCCAAAUUCGAGCUUACCUUGAUUAAUUCUUUUUUAACUUUUGUUUGUCUAGACAGAAAGCAUUUUCCUAGAAAUAAUUUCCUUUUAAAAGCCUAAUUGAAAAGAAUUUAAUUAGAUUACCUAAUCGUUUCCCUUUUACUACGACCUUUUCUGUUAAGCGUUUAAAGAAUUUUGUUAUAUUAUGGCUCAAUUUUGAUGGAUUAUCAUAUUCAUGGAUUUGCAGCUGAUGGCCCUAAAACCUCUGAGUUUGCGUUUUUCAAGAAACUGAAAAAAGAUGCCAGCCAAAGUUUUGGCUCUUAUUCGAUGCAUAGGCAGAAAAACCAAUCAAACAAGUUGAAUUUCAGGGAAUUUAGUAGAGUAGUAGGUAGGUUUAAGUCAGAUAUUGCCCUCACUUUAUCAGAAAUUGACUGAUAUCACCUUCUUUUUCUUCAGUGCAUUCAAUUCUCAGUUUUCUUUCUCAUCAUUACAGUUAUGAUAUUCCCUUCUUUACUGUACAGAGGGGACCAAAUUAAUUAGGAACAUCUCUAAGUCCUAGAGGGGACCAACAUUACUAGAAAUUGUUCUAAGGACUUUAGGUCCCCGCCAUCUGCUGACAGAUCACUGUUAACAAUGUUAGCUCUAAGGACUCAAGAUCAUCGUUGCCCAUUAACAAUGUGAUACAUUUCAACUUUGAUUCAUUCCUCUCACCAGUUGACAGAGCUGCAAAUAACUCGGGUAUGCAAUGUACAGCGAAUUCUUAAUUUAUUGUUUGUAUCAAUCCUUUGCUUCAUUGAUUGCUAUCUUUAUCUUUUAACCAUUGCUAUGUAGGUGUGCUUCAAUAGAUAUCAUUUGACUAAUCAUUUGCACCUAGUGAUGUCUGAGUUUGGUGGGUUUUCAGUUUUAAUUUAUUGAUGCAACUAUUACUCUCAGCCGACUCCAAAGUUAUGGGAUGUAAGGGUCUCAGUCGGAUCAAGAAGAAUUAUUUUCUAGAAAGAGACAGAAACUGAGCCAAUGGGCUCAUAACUCUUUUCCUGAGAUAAAGGAACUCCGUUCAAUGGGGUAUGAUCUUAUUUCAAUGCUCCUUAGUCAGCUUUUACCUUGGAGCAAUGAGAAAAAGAGUUGCAGUGCACCUGUGGAGAGCAAUACCAAAACUGAGUUACUUGCCUGCCCUAUGUUUGAUAUUCCUUCCAAGAAACUUUAUUGGUUGCCAAAAAGGAACAUCGUGGAAGUUGAUAUUUGCAGUACUUGGAAAAUGGUACAUCAUCUUAUAGGUCAGACAGAUCUGAGUGGGACCAUGCUCUCUAAUAACUGCUCGCCAACCAAUAGAAAUCGUAGAAUCCCAUCAAAAGAAUUUAAAGUCACCUAGCUGUGAACUAAGAGAGAAAAAUCGGUUCCCCUGUGUCGAAGGUGAGUCCAUUUUUGGCUUUCCAUUUUUGAGACACGGAUCUUUUCCACCAUUUAGUUCUUUAAAAAAGUCAGAUUAUUUUCAUGAUCCAAAUGGAUCUUUGCCUGGAAGAGAGCCACAUUCUCUACUCCUUGAAUGGGUUCUGUAAACAUGAAUGAAAGGAGCUUAUCAGCUACUUGUCACAAUUCAAAUUGGACAAUAGUUCCUGCAGCACGAAGUUCAUGGGAUCAUCAGCAAAAUCUAAAUAAUUGGUGUGAGUCAUUUGGUAUGCUUGGGUUGUGUUCAUCAACUGUACUUGGAAAUCACCCCCAAGAUUUUUAUUCAUUAGUGCCUCCCAAUAGUACCACAUAUGACAAAGAUGAGCUCGGAAGAUCUAUUUUAGAAGAAAAGGUAGACACAGUUGCAAAUUUGAAUCAUCUUCCUUUGACGUUAUCACAUUCAUCAAAGUGCCUUAGUCUAAUUGCAGAUUGCAGUCAUUAUGAAAUAGCAUGUAAAGGUAGUGAGACUAGUGACAUCCUCCUUUCUCCGGGAAAUCACCCUGGCUUCAUGAGCAAGGGUUUAGGUGAGGAGAACAGAACUCCUGGUUUUGGAACUCACGUUUCAUUUGUUCUUGGUGUAGAACGGAAAUGCUUACAAUCAAGUGGUUUAAGGAGAGAGCGAUGCUCAUCUACUUAUAAUGAUCUUCAAUUUCCUCAAAAGGGAACCAUAUGCUCAAACUUUCCUAGUAAAGAUGAAUUUGAGAGUUCCUCAGCUGGUUUGAGUUAUAGAAGCCUUAUGACCAGUGAAGAUAUGCUAGACAUCCAUGACUGGCAACCUUUCUAUUGUCAAGUAUCUUGGGACAAAGAUAAGGCACAUCCCUUGUUGCCUCAUAAAUCAAGUUGGGAGGAUUGCACAGAAGAAACAUAUGAUUGUGAUAGUCAAGUCAAAUGCCUUUGAUGCUUUCUUUGCAUUUCCUUGGGGUUCGUGGGGUUGAAGCCUAAGCAAUGCUGUUAUCUUUUGCUCUUCAGCCAACAAGUAUGGUAGCUAAAUUUGUCAAUCGAAUUGUAAAUGAAUUAAAGUUUUAGGUGGAUAGAGUUCCUUUAUGUAUUUUGGUGAUCUUAAAUAGUUUGUACUGACUAUGAAAAUCGUAGGAUAUAUUGAAGGUAGUUGCACUUUUUUUUUUAAUCUUAUAUUCAGUAUUGUCAUUCUGACUAUGAGAAUCAUGAAGAAUUUUCACUUGUGAAAAAGUUUCUGGUAAUUUACAUGUCCCCAAGAGUCAAUGCCAUGGUUAAAACUGCCUCCAACGACAUGGCCAUAUUCAUAUCUGUUACAGAAGGUGCAGGUCAGAGACAAUCAGACAACACGAGAAACUCAUAGUUUUGCAGCUUAAUUCUGACACUUUCUGUCGAGUGCCUAAGAGCAUGCAGAAGGGAACCAUGAGCAAGCAAAUACUCAAAACUUGAUCUGAGACUGAGAUAGUGCAUCCCCAGGGCUUAUUAAUGACAGUUUGAACUUAUCCCAAGCGAUAGGUUUCGAGGUAAGGAUCGAUGCAUCAUGUUAGGUAGAAUUCUAGGUUUGAUUUUUUGGAUGAAUACAGUCUGGGGUUUAAUGAAUGGUCAAAUGCAUUGUUAGAUCAGUAAUAUCAUCCACAGCAGAAAGAUUAACAAGAAAAGAAACUGUUUUUGUUGCUAGGUGGUAUAUUCCAUUAGUUGGAAUAAAGUCAAGCCAUUUGCAUUCAAGUACUAAUUUGGCGAAAUGAGCAUUCACCCCCACAUCACAAAACACACAGGUUCUGAUUUCUGAAUCUCCUCAGCUCUGAUUUAGCAUCAGCAUAUUAAUGAAAAAAAUGUACAAACUAAAUUCGCCCUAACAAAUCUGCAGAAUCCACGUCUUUACUUUUCUGUCCUCUUUUUGUCUGUGGGAAAACUUUAAAUACAUCA
Durio zibethinus is the source of this 3676-nucleotide messenger RNA. Lineage: Eukaryota; Viridiplantae; Streptophyta; Magnoliopsida; Malvales; Malvaceae. The record is from RefSeq and is a predicted model, not a curated record.